This is a messenger RNA of Microsporum canis CBS 113480, 867 nucleotides long. RefSeq lists its product as hypothetical. The transcript has a single exon. The record is from RefSeq and is a predicted model, not a curated record. Bases 1 to 867 code for a protein of 288 amino acids. NCBI's taxonomy places the organism in Eukaryota, Fungi, Ascomycota, Eurotiomycetes, Onygenales, Arthrodermataceae.
AUGCAGUGGAGCUUUACCUUCCAUCCCAUCGACUUUAAAAUCAAAGUAGACAUGGUCAAUGCACCAGUGACUGGCAAUACAUAUGCUCCCUUAUACAGCAUGAUGUUUUGGCUUGCAUCGUCUCUCCUCAUAGCACUCUUUAUCCGCAGAGUCAGGGCCGGAUACCUUGAAUUCCUCUCUCUAGGGCCUGGAGGAACACCGUCAACUCCCAUGGGAUACCUUCGAAUAUGCAUUUUAAGCAUCUUUACCCUGAGGGACCCCAUGAAACCACCACAUCUACCAGAGACAUUGAAUCCCCAGGCCGGAAUCCUUAAAUAUCUUCCUACUCGUGCUGGACCACGGCCACGAGUCGCUGGAAUCAUUCCUCACAGACAAGUGACCCAGCGAGCAACGCCGGCCAUGUAUACCGCUCUCAAAGCGGAAAUUAAGAAGUUGGCUCUCAGCAACUCGGACCGGUUGUAUGAGGGGACAUCAUGCUUUGAAAAGCAUAGCAUUGGCCUCUUCACUCCUCUAGACUUGACUAGUAGAGUUACAUGCAAUGGGGAAAUAUGCCAUGCUCACCCCAUCGACGGGAGUAUCCAUAUGACUCUCCAUCCAGCGGAUGUCAAACUUGUGAUUGAACGAGGAUGGGGUGAACGCCAUCCGCUUGCCCGAGAUAGCUGGUGGUGGAUAUUUAGACUUGUUCCGACGGGAUUUAUCAUGAUAUAUGCUCCUCGGUCGACAGAGGAGCUAAACAGUGUGGUUCAGAUUAUCCAUGCAGCUUCCUGGUGGGUCAAUGGGAUAGAACCUCGCUGGUCAACUCCUGGCAAAGGUUCUCGGUGUGGAGUUGAGGGAGGGACUAGCAUCAUCAAAUCCCAAGUUAAUUAG